CUUUCUAGCGCCUCUAGGGCAUCCCGGGAAUCGAUCGAAAAUGUCCGGGGCGGGAGGGCGCAAGGGCAAGAAGAAGAGCGUCUCAAAGUCCGCGAGGGCGGGCUUGCAGUUCCCGGUGGGGAGAUUAGCGCGCUACCUCAAGAAUGGGAGGUAUGCCAAGCGCGUCGGCAGUGGAGCGCCAGUCUAUCUCGCCGCGGUUCUCGAGUAUCUUGCUGCGGAGGUUCUCGAGCUGGCUGGCAAUGCCGCCAGGGACAACAAGAAGACGAGGAUAAUCCCCAGACACAUCCAGCUCGCCGUGAGGAACGACGACGAAUUGGGGAAGCUCCUGCAAGGCGUGACGAUCGCGCAUGGAGGCGUGAUUCCACACAUUCACGGCGUGCUCUUGCCCAAGAAAUCUUCCUCCGGCGCUGGAUCUGCCGAGAAGAGCCCCAAGCCCGAGAAGUCUAAGUAGAGAUUCAAAACAAAAAAGAGGGAGCUCGCUCUUCUCGUUUGUAUAAUAGCUAAUCUCCCCCAAAAUUUCGAAAUUUUAUUCUAGAUGAGCGCC
Messenger RNA from Selaginella moellendorffii, 544 nucleotides. RefSeq names its product histone H2A-beta, sperm. The coding region runs from base 41 to 451 and encodes 136 amino acids. The transcript is spliced from 2 exons. Lineage: Eukaryota; Viridiplantae; Streptophyta; Lycopodiopsida; Selaginellales; Selaginellaceae. Gene Ontology annotation, molecular function: DNA binding; protein heterodimerization activity; structural constituent of chromatin. Gene Ontology annotation, cellular component: nucleosome. The record is from RefSeq and is a predicted model, not a curated record.